Molecule: messenger RNA, 1332 nt
Organism: Penicillium malachiteum
Lineage: Eukaryota; Fungi; Ascomycota; Eurotiomycetes; Eurotiales; Aspergillaceae
Product: histidine phosphatase family protein
Exons: 4
Coding region: 1-1332 (443 amino acids)
Biological process (GO): dephosphorylation
Molecular function (GO): phosphatase activity
Source: RefSeq, a predicted model, not a curated record
AUGAACUUCUCGCUCAUAUGGGCGGCCUUGGUCAACCCGAGCAAACUGUUCUCUACAGCGUUGAACCUGAUUGUUGUUGAUCAAAGACCUGACACGGGGGCUUCCUCCGACGCGUCGUUCUACCCGCCUCUGGAUGUCAUCUCAUAUAUCACCAAUGCGAAACAUGGGACCUACGGGGGUAUUUUCACUGCCCCCGCAGAUGAAGAGACUGAAAAGAUUGACGGGACCUACAAUUACUGCACUAUGCCUCAUCCCAGUCCCGACAAUUAUCAGCUCCCCUCGUCGGUACAGAAAGGCACUACCGAGGCGCAACUAAUCUAUGUGGAAUACAUGCAACGACAUCAACGUCGCACUCCUUACAACAUUCUACCAGGGGGUGAAGAUCAAGAGUAUCAUUGUGACAACGUGCAUAUCACGGCUGGAUCUUCAAGUGCGGAUUCUUCGCUGAUCUCAGUGCCAAUACAUGGCAGAGACCUAUGGGCAGUAUACGGAGAGCAACUGAAGUUACUGGCAUCGUCUCCGGAUACACGUAACGUCUGGUUCCGUGCCAGUAGCUCGCCUCUGACGCAUGCGUCAGCCAGUGCUGUGCUGCGAGGCAUAUGGCCUGAUUAUGACGGGUCACUCCCGCUGCACCAGCAAGCUUCUGGUAUCGACACUGUAGAUCAGGGGUUUCCCUGUCCAUCACGCAGUCAACUACUAUUGACAAUUCAAUCUACCGAUGAAUGGAACCAGCAUCUUGCUGCCACUCAAGACUUGCGGGACCGCCUUGCUAUCUUGUUUAACGCGAACAGAACGGACUGGAUGUUCACGUUCGACCAUUUCGCCGACAACUUUCAGGCGCGUCUCUGUAAUGGGUACCGCCUGCCCUGCAGUCUGAAUGAUCCCUCCAAGUGCGCCACAGAGGACGAUGCCUAUGCGGUUUUCCGAGCAGGUGACUGGGAAUGGAAUUAUUGGUGGCAUCGUAACCAGCAGGCUUCUCAUUACAUCCAGUUGACAGAAGGCCUAUUUUUGCAAGAGAUUGCAUUGAGACUUACAGCAAUCAAAGAGGGUACACUCGAUCGGGUCUACUCCCAUACCUUUAUUCAUGAUGGUGAUCUAGGUCCAAUCCUUGGGGCACUCGGUAUCCAGCAAUUGCGAUGGCCUGGAAUGGCUGCGAACAUUGCCUUUGAGGUCUGGAAAACAUCCGAUUCUGAGCUCUAUGUCCGCGUGCUUUACAGUGGACACCCCCUAAGAACGUCAGAAGGAAAAUUAGAUUGGGUCCCUCUCUCGAAGCUGAUCCGGCAACUGAACAAACAUGUGCCACAGGAUAUAGUCGCCAUGUGCAGUUCUUAG